Drosophila navojoa is the source of this 2180-nucleotide messenger RNA. RefSeq names its product Neprilysin-like 17 (gene Nepl17). The record is from RefSeq and is a predicted model, not a curated record. Gene Ontology annotation, molecular function: metalloendopeptidase activity. Gene Ontology annotation, cellular component: plasma membrane. NCBI's taxonomy places the organism in Eukaryota, Metazoa, Arthropoda, Insecta, Diptera, Drosophilidae. Gene Ontology annotation, biological process: protein processing.
AUGAGAGAUAUUUCCGCUUCCGUCAGCCGCCGGGCUAUCAGCUGUCUGCGACUGCUGCUGCUGCUGAUGUCAGUACGGAACAUUGUUGACGCCGGCGUCUUUGAGAGUCUGAGUAUUAAUACACCGCUAACGCAUGAGAUCAUGCAGCAGGCCAAGUCCGCGGGCAUGCGCUCCUACAUAAACAGGAAGGUGCAGCCGUGCGAUGAUUUCUAUGGCUAUGCGUGUGGCAACUUUGCCAGGAUCAAUCCAGCGACACAGGAAACGGUCAGCACGGACUUCUUUGAGGCCCUCAAUGCCGGCUAUCAGCGCCGGCUGCGCCAGCUGUUCCGGCAGCCCAAGCUGAGCACGGACAGCCCCACCGAAACGCGUGUCAAGUACUUCUACGAGUCCUGCCUGAACACCAGCGCACUGCAGCUGAAUCAGCGUGCCCAUGUGCUGGGCAUCCUCAAAGAGUUCGGCGGACUGCCCGCCCUGGAGGGCAGCAAGUGGAACGAGUCCAAUUUCGAGCCAAUCGAAAUGAUGGCGCGCCUGCUGAAUCGCUUUGGCAAGCGGACACUGCUGAGCGUGAAGGUCGGUCCGGGCCUGGCCAACAGCCAGAUGAAUCGAUUAUUUAUCGGCCAGCGGGACGAUCUGGACAGCAGCAAGGCCGUCGUCCUACACCACAGCAGCCAGCUGAUUAUGAAGGAGAAUCUGCAGCAGCUGCUGGGCCUGAGUGAGUCGAAGGCCGCCGAAACAGCGGCGGAAAUAGCAAAAAUCAAUCUGGAGCUGUCACGCGGCAUCGUCGAGCCCCAAGAGGAGCUGCCGCCCAGCCAGAUGUACCGCCUGCGCCUGCUGUCCGACAUGAGCGACAGCUACGGGCCCAGGCUCAAUGUGACGCGCUUCGUGCAGCUCUGGCUGAAUCAUGACUACCUGCUGCCCGUCUACGAAUACGUCGAGAGCUACAUGUGGCAGGUGAAGAAGAUACUGACCCAGACGCCCAAGCGAGUCCUGGCCAACUACAUGCUCUCAUCGCUGCUCAGCGACUACGAGAUCGAGACGGCUGCCAGUCCGGAGAAGCAGCAUGUGCUGUGCGCGGAGAAGACGACGCUGCUAUUCGCGGACUUUGUGGACCACAUGGUGUACCGGUCGCUGGAGAAGCAGAACCCGGACAUACCGGGCAGCCUGCGCCAGCUGUGGCAGGAGCUGAAGGUGGCCUUUGGCGAUUUGCUGCGCGCGCCCAGCACCAAGUGGCUAAGCGAGCAGACCCUGAACGAGGCGCUGGCCAAGCUGAAGGCCAUGAGCUUUCACAUACUGGGCUCUGGGACGAGCGACUUUGAGGACUACUAUGGCGGCCUGGUGAUCAGCAAUGCCGACUACUUUGGCAACGUGCAGCGGCUGCUGGAGCUGCGUGCUCAGCACUUGCGCGAGGAUCUCCAGCGGCAGCCGAACCCCUACUUCUAUGCGGACUUCAAUACGUCGCCGUUCUAUGUGCCGGAGCUGAAUCGUGUCAUAUUGCCAGCCAGCUUUAUGCAGCAUCGCUACUUCUUCGACGAGGUCUACCCCAUGGCGCUCAAGUACGGCACCGUCGGCUUCUCGCUGGCCCACGAGAUGGCCCACGGCUUCGACGAUCUGUCGCGCACCUUCGACGCCCAGGGCAACCUGCGCGACUGGUGGGACCGCAAUGCCACGCUAGCGUUCGAGGAGCGCAAGCAGUGCCUGGUGGAGCAGUUCAGUGGCUAUCGCUACAAUGGCGAGCGGCUGCCCAAGCUGCAGCUGCAGUCCGAGAAUAUAGCGGACAAUACGGGCGUGCGCAUCGCCCAUGCCGCCUACCUCAACUGGCUGAGCCAGUCCUCGCCGGAUGGCGAGACAUUGCCUCGCAUGUCGCACACGCCGCAGCAGCUCUUCUUUCUCGCUCUAGGUCAGGUGUGGUGCUCGGAUCUGUUGCCAGGGCUGCGUCACGCACUGGCCAUCAGCGACGUGCAUGCGCCGGACGAGGUGAGACUCUACGCGAUGAUGGCCAACUUUGAUGAGUUCGCCAAGGCCUACGAGUGCCGGCAAGGCGCCCACAUGAAUCCCCUGCGAAAGUGCGUUAUCUACUGAGGCCGUCCUUCAACUGAUUAGGAGCUAUCUACAUAUGUGUAUAGUAUAAGCUGUCUGUACUUGAAAUACAUCUAUACGCUUGUCGUAUAUACUGCCCAUUU